This is a messenger RNA of Fibroporia radiculosa, 987 nucleotides long. RefSeq lists its product as uncharacterized. Bases 1 to 987 code for a protein of 328 amino acids. Gene Ontology annotation, cellular component: mitochondrion. The record is from RefSeq and is a predicted model, not a curated record. Lineage: Eukaryota; Fungi; Basidiomycota; Agaricomycetes; Polyporales; Fibroporiaceae. The transcript has 5 exons. Gene Ontology annotation, biological process: mitochondrial respiratory chain complex I assembly; biosynthetic process.
AUGCAACGACUUCUGCGAGGAUCCAGCGCGCGUCAAGCAACUUGCGACACACAUUCGUUAUUUGGACGCAACCUAGAGGUCCGGCGAUGUAUGUCUCACAAUGUACAUGAGGACGCCAGCCUUCGUGAGCCUAUCGCCUAUUGCAGUGACCUCAUUCGAAAACGAGACUAUGAGGCGUUUCUCACUUCGCCAUUCUGGCCGCGCGAUUUGCGUGCACAUUUCAUUGCAUUGCGAGCAUUUUACGUGGAACUGGCCACAGUACCAGAAGCUGUGUCGAACCCGACAAUCGGAAAGAUGAGAAUGCAGUUUUGGCGGGACGCUGUAAAGGCGAUAGGCGAUGGCAGACCGCCAAGACAUCCCGUCGCGCUUGCACUGUCUGAUGCAUGUUGGAGUGGUGGGCUACCCGCAUAUCAUCUUAAAAGAAUCAUUGAUGCGAGAGACGCUGAACUACAUACACCCACACAUCUUACCCUAAAUUCUCUUACUGCACACGCGGAGUCCACAUCAUCUACAUUUCUUUAUCUACUUCUAUCCCUCCUUUCCCUGACCUCUUCUUCCACACUGUCUCAUGCAGCGUCCCAUCUCGGUAUCGCUCAGGGAAUUGCCACGCUUCUCCGCGCAUUGCCAUAUCAUGCGUCCCAAGGUAGGAUGGUCAUACCGGCGGAAAUUACAGCACGUCAUGGCGUAAGCCAGGAGGAAGUCUUCAGACGGGGCGGUCACGCCGUGGGGAUCGAAGACGCUGUAUUUGAAUUUGCGACCAUCGCAAACGAUAAUCUAUUGACAUCGAAGGAAAUGUUUAACCACGCAGGCCUAGAUGGCAAAAUUCCUUGGAGAGCAAGACCAGCAUUCUUGAGCGCGGUCUCGGCGCGGCAAUACCUUAAUCGCCUUGAGGCAGCCAACUUCGACGCGUUCGACCCAUCAUUACAGCUCCGGGACUGGAAGUUGCCAUGGAAGAUUUGGCGUAGCUAUUACAAGGGGUCCUUUUGA